Hyaloscypha bicolor E is the source of this 487-nucleotide messenger RNA. RefSeq lists its product as uncharacterized. Lineage: Eukaryota; Fungi; Ascomycota; Leotiomycetes; Helotiales; Hyaloscyphaceae. The record is from RefSeq and is a predicted model, not a curated record. The transcript has a single exon. Bases 70 to 357 code for a protein of 95 amino acids.
GUCAAAGGUUUAAAGUUUAAAGAAUCUCAUAUAUUAGAAAAUACUAAGCUAUGGAAUAAAGUAGGGAGGAUGCCUCGACCUUUAGUAUUAUUCCGCCCAAGCAAUUCCGGCUUAGCUUCGUUUUGUGCCUGUUUCCGAUAUCCUGUCCUUGGCAGAUCAUGCCCUUACGCCAGCCGUCACACCCGGUGCACACUGGUCCGUGCGUGUUUAAGCGAGGUUUUGCAGCGAAUCAUACAUUCUAAUUCUCCACCUAAGACUUCUGAUUCGCUCCAAUUUUGCGGUACAAUUGACCACGGAAGUACGCACCUGGCCGCAACUGCACAGAUAAGAAUGUGCCCGGCGUUAAAAACCGUCUAGAUCCCUAUGCUACUAUUCCUUAAGGAUCUUGGGGGCUCUAGAAGACUACUUACACGAUCUAAAUACAGAAGCACAGUGCUUUUAUUAUUCUUAGAACCUUGGCCAUUUUAUACCUUGGAAACGGGUAUAU